AUGGCAACUCUUGCAUCACUGGGCAUUAUGUUGGCUCUUAUACAAGUUGUGGCUGAUUCUCUACAGACUGGCAUAAAUAGAUCUUAUCGCAUGGAUUUAAAGUCCCUGGAGGCCAUUCCAAUUCUGUCUACGAGUGUUCUUGGUGGCCGUUUACUCAAGACCAUCCUCUCCCGGCGAGAUCGGAUCUUCGCAUCACCGCUCUCAAGUCUGGUACCUCCUAUGGCUAUGGUUUGCAACAAAACAGAUGAACAUACAUCUAUUCCUAUCGACUUGUUGUCUCCUUGCGACAGCGUUAUUCGCUUAUCUUGGAGGACUUGGAUCAACGGCUCCUUGGAGCCUAGGAACGUUAAGCAUAAUGAUGCUGUAUAUGCGGGGGGUCAGGUGCAACAAGGAUCGCUCGUCUGUAGGGCAACAGCUUGUGGGCGUUCUACUCGCCUGGGUGAACUACUGACGUCCGUCGUGACGGCGGAGCUGGCCAACUCAGAACCCCAGCUUCAUCGUGCUACUUUAUGGUUCUCAAGUGCUGUUAUCCUACUUGCAAUAACGCUACUGACCGUGUAUCCUGUAUUCGCGAACGAGACCUGCUGGAUAGAUGGGCUGGGUCGAGCUUCAGCGUUGCUACUAGCCGCUUGCCCGUGUUCACUGAGUUUGAGUAUUCCAACUUGUAAAUUACUGGCGACAGUGGAAGCAUCAAAGUUUGGAGUCCGGUUAUUGGCUACUUAUGCAAGACUACGAAGCGCCGCGUCUGCUCAAACCAUUUUCUUCGACAAGACGGGCACUCUCACACAUGGAGACCUGAAGGUUAUACAUGCGAGCUUCUCUAAGGAGUGGGAGACACUGGAGAAGCAAGAAAUAUUGUGGAGGGCUGUCCACGAGGUUGAAGCUGGGAUCACCCACCCAGUUGCCCGAGCUCUCUUUCAAGAAAGUUAUUCAAAGCUGGGAGAGAAGCCUGGGUAUUUAAGUACCAUUUUGGUAUCAGAAAUUAAGUACGAACUUGGUCGCGGCGCUCAAGCUGUUGUGACAGCCACUCAGCCCGGGUCUGAGUCCACCACUUGGAAGUUGGCAAUUGGAAGCCGUACAUAUAUCGAGAGCCCAGGAGUUUCCGUUGAUCUCAGUCAAACUCCCGUGAAGAUGAGAACUGGAGUUACAACGACUGUUGUACUAGCCUUGGAUGGAAAGCAGGCUGCCGUUUUUGCACUCGAAGACACAGUCCGUUCCGAUGCUCAGAAAGUUAUAAGUCAGCUCAAGGAUCUGGGUCUAACUAUUGGAAUGAUCACGGGCGAUAAUGCAGCUUCAGCUACCUCUGUUGCUCGCGAAGUAGGCAUUGAUUCGGACAUGAUAUUUGCCAAUGCCCUUCCAGAGGAAAAGUCUUGCAUCUUAGCCCGCUUUCUUCAACGCGGACCGGCUAUUUACGUUGGAGAUAACUACAACGACAUUCUGUGCUUUGCAUCAGCGUCAUUCAGUAUCUGUGUCGCAAGCUCAGAGAUGCAGUCCAUUGAUAGUGACUGUGCUGAUGGCACGCUGAUGAUAUCCGAGACUUCUCCACUAAGUCGCAUUCCGUUGAUGAUACUCUUGGCACGGCGUAUGAGACGCAUUGUGACGCAAAACCAUUGUUGGGCUGUUGUUUACAAUAUCUUAUCUGUAGCCUGUGUACUUGGUGUUGGUGGGAUACCGCCGCCUUCCCCAGUUUGGUCUAGCAUAGGAAUGGGGUUCAGCAGUGUCGUAGUGCUUUGGAACAGCUCAAGGGUCGAUGAAGGACGACUUAGUUGA
Molecule: messenger RNA, 1770 nt
Organism: Fusarium odoratissimum NRRL 54006
Lineage: Eukaryota; Fungi; Ascomycota; Sordariomycetes; Hypocreales; Nectriaceae
Exons: 4
Coding region: 1-1770 (589 amino acids)
Biological process (GO): copper ion homeostasis
Cellular component (GO): membrane
Molecular function (GO): P-type divalent copper transporter activity; copper ion binding; ATP binding
Source: RefSeq, a predicted model, not a curated record